Molecule: messenger RNA, 802 nt
Organism: Rubroshorea leprosula
Lineage: Eukaryota; Viridiplantae; Streptophyta; Magnoliopsida; Malvales; Dipterocarpaceae
Source: the annotation of a GenBank genome assembly
AAAGGAUAAAUAAGAUAAGAGGGAGAGAGAUCAGAAAACCUAGCCUUACAAGAGAAGCUUCAAAGGGCGAGGAGAAAAGGCGAGGAGGCCAGUUGAAAGAAAAGGAACUGUUGUGUGAAGGAGAAGGACUCAAACAGUGAAAGAAUGCAAAAGAGAGAAGAUUUGGGUUCUCCGGCUUCUGAUCGUCUUCUCCGGCAUCCCCUUUUUUUGUGCUCGAAAGCCUUGGGCUUCCGAGUUUUGCUGCUUGAGCCGCCGGGUUCUUCAGCUGCUCAAGCCCGAUGGAGCCGGCCUGUUCCCUACUCCGAUGACCCCAUGAGGUCUCGCGGCUCCUUACUCCCUCACGCAAAUCUACCGAGCUACACGCUGGAAUUCCCAGAUUUGGCAGCCGUCGCCCAGAUCUGGUCUUCGCCUGUUCAUCUUGGUUCUUCCCGAAACCCAGACGGGUUCCGCGAGGAACCCAACCCGGUGUUGGGUGGCGGAACCUAACCCGGUGCUAGGUUUCUUGAGGAACCCAGUUCCUUGAGGAACUUAGUUUUGGGUUUCUGGGUUUCGUAAGGAACCCAGAUCUGGGUUUCGUGAAGAACCCAGUUCUGGGUUCUUGGGUUCCUCGAAGAACGUAGGUUCUAGGUUUCGCUCUGUUUUUCUUGCUCUGUUUCUUUGGCUUCUUGCUUUGUUUGGUUGCUCUGUUUCUUUGGUUUCGAAUCGAGCCUGAAAAGGGAAAUGACAGAGAAACGAAGACGAAGAACACUGCCACUGUUGGGGAACUCAACUAAAACUGGAAAAAGAAAACAAUUUGUUUUUC